Mycosarcoma maydis (corn smut) is the source of this 1632-nucleotide messenger RNA. RefSeq lists its product as uncharacterized. NCBI's taxonomy places the organism in Eukaryota, Fungi, Basidiomycota, Ustilaginomycetes, Ustilaginales. The transcript has a single exon. The record is from RefSeq and is a predicted model, not a curated record. The coding region runs from base 1 to 1632 and encodes 543 amino acids.
AUGCAGUUAGGAGGCGGGUUCAUCAUUGACGAUCUGUCGACGGUGUUUGACUUGGAUGACACUGACGGUCGUCCAACAGAUACGCAGCCUACGAACAACACGGAUGGUACUCGUCUGGACACGGUUGCUACACCGAACGCGCUGAGCAGCAAGCAAGAAGCCAAGUUGCGAUCGUUCCUCGAUGCUGCACUGGAAAACAUCACUCGAGGCUACCGCAAACGAUUUGAUGCAAGCUCGAGCUUGCAUAGCUUGACGAGCUAUGUGCGCGAGUGGCUGAGAGUGCUCAGUGUGCUGGCGCAUAUUCCACCGUAUGGAAGUGGUAGCACCAACUUGCUCGUCUCGUACCUGCUGCGAUGUUCGACUGAGUUCAGCGAAGGAAUCACGGGGUAUAGCCUCGCAAUGGAAUUCGAGGCGAUGAAAAACAAGCGCAAGCGAACGCGGGAGCACGUCGACAAGCCAGAUGGCGCUCAUAUGGAACACAAGCAAAGCGACAAGGACCGAGACUACGACGACCAAGACUGGGACGAGGAACAAGAGAGGCAACAUCUGAUUGCAUCUCGUACAAAGCAGCUCAACCUGGCUCUCCAAACACUCGACUUUGUCGACAGAAUAUGGGUCGCUGUCCUCAGAGGCAACCUCAUCAACGUUGACGUCGCUCUGAGCAACGCAAGAAAAGCGUUUCCAGAUUCUCCAGAUACGACACAAGACCAACUCGCGCACCACUCGCGCAUUUCUCACACCAUCCUUUCGACAAGCAGCCUUGUACCUUCUCCCGCCAUCGACGGACGGUUCGUAUCCGGCGUGUCCUCGUCUCGCAGUGCGCAAGCUCGAGAAAGCCUGCCAAUUCACGGUGGUCGAGCCAACAAAACUGUCGGGGUGACCGACCAAGUUCGACUGCGCAACAUUGCGAUUUGUUCGCGAGAAAAGUUGUUCUCCUGGAUGCGAGCUGAGCUGGAUGCGCCGCCUCCACCGACCAUGCAAGAGGAUGAGCAGAACGAGUUGAGCGAUAGCACGUUGCCAGGAGUGCUAGAGGACGAGCAAGAUGCCGACACGGGUGAUGAUGCAACGCAAGAAGCUGACGAUGAUCGUGAUUUCGAAGACGUUGCUAUCGGCGACGACCAAGUGGACAAUAGAGCCGGUUACGACGUUGAACAAGAUACCGAGGAGCAUCAACACUACCAGCACGUUUUUGAUCGAAAACUCGAUCCGGAUGCAGACGACGAUGCAGAUGACGUACAAGAAGCUGCAGGCCAAGCGUCAGAUCAGAUGCUCGGUGCGUCGGUGCUCGGGACGGUCGAGGCUGUUGCUUGCAGCGAAACGCACGACAAGCGCCGGCAUUCCAGCGACUCGUCGGUAGAGUCACGGAUCCAAGAACCUCGAGCUGAGGCGCUACCGAGCAAACGACGCCGAAGAGCGAGUCCAGCUGUGCAUACUGACGUGCACAUCGCCAAUGCCAACGCCAAAGUCACUCGUUCCGAGACGCGUUCCAUCAACUUGAACCUCUCCGACACCAUCGCCCAGUGGGACGUUGCUUUCACUCGUCUCUUCUCAAGAACCUUACGCACGCUCAGCGAUCUAUCAGACUCUGCAAAGCGUGCAGACAAGACCGACUUAGCAUCCAGUCCAGCAUAG